Messenger RNA from Rangifer tarandus platyrhynchus (Svalbard reindeer), 534 nucleotides. The record is from the annotation of a GenBank genome assembly. NCBI's taxonomy places the organism in Eukaryota, Metazoa, Chordata, Mammalia, Artiodactyla, Cervidae.
AUGCUCUGCCGUAUCUUUAGCACCGAGGGUAGUGCCUGGCGCAUAAUCUCACAUCUGUACUGUGAGAUCAGAAUUCUUAUGGCAGAAUGUAUUGAUACAUUAGGCAAGACUGACAUCUGUCCUGACUGGGAACUUAAGCAAGAGCCCUGGGAGAAGCGGAGUGAUGGGGUGGCUGGGAGACUAGGCCGGUGGAGGAGUUUUCAUCUCCGAGGGCCACAGGGUCCAGUCCUCCAAGCCUGGGCCCCCAGCUGCCUGGGCAUCGCAAAAGCCACGUGGGAGAGGUGCGUUUCCUGGCCCGCAGUGGCACUCUGCCGAGAUCAGACCAGGCUUUACACCCCUGCCUGGCACCCCCUGGCAGAACUUGCCCUUGGCACCUCCUAUCGAGGCGUCCACAAGGCCCUAGCAGCCCGCCACCCUGCUGGCCCACGAGAGGGGUUGGCCACGCCGCCGUGCAUUGGCAGGGCUGCCUUCUGUGCCCCAACGCCACACCCUGGGUUACCCUUCACUGCCUGUUCUGGGAAGGAAGGGAGCUAG